GCGCGGGAUUCGCCUCAGUUUGCAUAAAGCGCGAGCGAGCGAAUCGCACGAGAAUCUCGUCGCAAAUCCCGCACAGUCUGCACAGUGCUUAAAAAAAAAAUGUCAAUAUUUGCUCGUUUCCAAAAAAAUGCAAACUGCCUUUUUCUGAUUAUUUUACUGUGAAGUUAAUGUUCACUCGCCCAUAAACGUAAUUGGGUAAUCCGCGGAAAACUUGUCUGCAUGUUAUGAAAUGUUUAACUGCGUAAGAAACAGAGAUACAGCCUAGUAAAGAUGCAGAGGAAACCAGGAUUUCCUGUCGUGAAUUGUGCCAUCAAACCGCCAGAGAAUGGGAACCUAUCUACCUCGGAUUUGCACUGUGAUGAUGAUUUGGAGCAACAGCAACGGAGACAACAGCUCAUUAAUUACGGCCAUUCACAGUGGGGCUUCAAUAAUUGGAGUUGGUCCGUCACCAAGCAGGAGCUAGAUUUUGUAGACUAUGCAAAUGGCAAGUAUUGUGCAGGAGUGGUUGCAUAUGUGUCCAUCACAGUUAAGAAUAUAGACGUCCACAGGGAGAAUAUUGGAUAUGCAACUUCACUCGCUGCAAACAAAGGCUUUGCUAUUUACAAGAGUAGAAAGAGCGCCGUAACGAACGCUUUGCGGGAGACAUUACUAAGCUUCGGCGGUAGCGUAGCCAACGAGCUCAUGGAAUCGCUCGAAACACGCGCCGAAGUCGUGCCAUUGGCAACGGCAGUGCCGGAUCCUGUACCCGAGCCCGUAUUACCUAAGCCUGAGAAAGCUUCCCCUCCCGCGCGAGCGACGAGAAAAGAGCCGGAGAUAAACGUUCGCGCGGCGCACGGAACUCCUUUAGUUGCAAACCCCCCUCCCGUGGCCAAAGCGCACCCGAUGCCGGCCGCGUUGCCCCCUCCCCGCGCCCCGCUGCCUCGCCCUCCAGCGCCCCAGUUGCCACCCGCAGCCCCCCAGUUGCCCCCCGCAGCCCCGCCGCCUCAGAUUCGCCCGAACCCCAACGUAAGUUUCGUCCUCCAGCCGGUGAUGCCCCCGUUGUACGGCCCGCCCCGUCUCGGCCCGCCCGUAGGAGCGCCGCACGUUUUCCCGAACACCUAUUACGAGUGUUCGGGCCCGUGGCACUUCUACGAGAGCUACGACCGCCACCACGGUAACGUGAAUCUCAACUUCAAUAUCCCUCCGAAGAGCUUGGUGGUGAACAGUCGCAGCGGAUCGGUCGAGUGUAAGAGUGCGUGUCGUUCUGACGGUGAGAUGCAGUACGGGCCGCAGCAGGCGCAGGGCUGCUGGAUCAAACCGACCAUUUUCUACGAUGGCUUUUGGACCGAGCAGAAGGUGAAGAAGUGGGUCGCAGAGCAGGUGGAGAAGCAGUUCCCGGAGGAUCCCUCCCGCGAGUCCACGUCGCCUGGAAAUCAGCAGGACCCCCCUAAGUCUUAAUGCCACCUAAGUACGGAGUGAACAGAGGCCGUUACUCGACGAUCUCAGUAAAUGACAAACAACCAGGUUAUAUUUACCUUAACAGAAAUUUACUGUCAUUCUC
Messenger RNA from Chilo suppressalis (striped riceborer), 1540 nucleotides. NCBI's taxonomy places the organism in Eukaryota, Metazoa, Arthropoda, Insecta, Lepidoptera, Crambidae. The record is from the annotation of a GenBank genome assembly.